Molecule: messenger RNA, 2259 nt
Organism: Symbiodinium sp. CCMP2456
Lineage: Eukaryota; Dinophyceae; Suessiales; Symbiodiniaceae
Source: the annotation of a GenBank genome assembly
AUGGCCCGGCUACUUCCUGCCAGCGUGCCGUUGGUUUUGAGACAUGGCUCCCAACCACUUCAGGACGAGGCAACCCAAAGCCAGCCCCGGAUUCGCAAGCCGCCGUCGCGAGCCACCCGUACUUGGGCGGCUUUCGGUAUGGCAGGUUGCUGCCCAUGCCUCACAUUGCGCCUCUGCGGUUUAGAGCCACGCCGGCGCUGGCGGAGGUGGCAUCUGAAAGGAGGACGAGCCUGGCCGCCUGUGCAGGUACGAGCUGCAGCACACGACGGCUUGUCUGCAGAGAUCAUUGCCCUCGCGAAGGCGCACAAGUCUUCGCAGAGCUUAUCGCUGCUUCGGUCAUCGCGAGACAGGUUGCCCCCGAAUGUGGUGAACGCCGUUCUGGGAGCCGUUGCCAAGCGAGGAGGUCGCGUAGAGGAUCUGCUUGCUGAACUUGAGGAGGAGGGUUUGCAGCUCGACACUGUCAGCUACAACAUCGCCAUGAACACGCAGGCUCGGCAAGGGGAGGUGGCAGGAGCCACACAGCUGUUCGAUCGGUUGAGGCACGCUGCUCUUCAACCGGAUGUUGUCAGCUACAACUGCGUUCUCAAUGCCUGCGCUAAAGCCUCAGACGCUGAGCAUGCCGAAUUCUGGAUGCAAAGCUUGCAGGACAGCCCUAUCAGCGCCACGGACGUAAGCUAUGGAAGCCUGUUGGAUGCCUGGGCACGUCAGGGCAAUCUCGCCGCUGCGGAGUGCGUCCUCGAGGCGAUGAUGCAGCAGAGGUUGUCACCCGGCCAGCGGUGCUUCACGAGCCUCAUCAACGCAGCCGCCGAGGCCGGCGACCUUCGCGCAGCGGAAGCGAGCAUGGAGCGGCUCGAAGCAGAUGGCCGCAUCGCAGACGACCACAGCUAUGGUGCCGUGCUGAAGGCUGCUGCAGCCGCAGGAUCGCCGAGAGAUGCGGAGAUGUGGUUCACAAGGAUGCACGCUUCUGGAGUUCGAGUGAACCUUGUGGCAUUUGGCAGCCUCCUAAAUGCCUUUGCGGAAGCUGGCGACCCCGAGGGGGCGGAAAUCUGGUUCGCCAGAGCUCUGGAGUUCAAGAUUCAACCGGAUGCUGCCUGCUAUGGUGCGGUCAUGAAGGCAUGGGCAAAGGAGGCAGAUCCGGCUGGGGCAGAGCGCUGGAUGAACAGAGCGAUUGAGGUUGGGCUGCACCUCAGCGUUCAGAUGUUCAACACGGUGCUGCAGUCGUGUGCCCUCGCUGGGGAGGCGGAUAAAGCCGAUGUGUGGUUCCGGAAGAUGAAGCAACGAGGGCUCGCGCCCGACAUCGUGACGCUGGGCAAUCUGGCGAAUGCCAAUGCCAAGCAGGGCCGAUUCAUUCGUGCCGAAGAGUGCCUACGGGAGCUGAAAACUCUGCAGCUGUCGCCGAACAUCGUUGUUGUGAACAGUGUGAUAAAUGCAUGCUCCCAAGCUGGCGAGCUGAAGAGAGCGGAAGAGUGGCUGGAGAGGGCGAGGACGGACAUGAACCUGCGGCCGGAUUUGAUGAGCUUCAACGGAGUCAUCAACGCUUGUGCGCGAUGUGGGUGUGCCUCACGAGCGAUGUUCUGGUUGGAGGUCAUGAGCCAGCGCGAGGUUCAGGCAGACGAAGUCACCUUCAACAGUGUCAUUAAUGCCUGUGCAGAAGACGGGAAAGCUGAGCAGGCCUGGCACUUUCUUCAAGAGAUGCGCCUCCGGAGUUUGGAGCCAACGGCCGCGUCGACCAGCAGCGUGCUGAAGGCCUUUGCGAGAACCGAAGAGCCUGAGUUGGCAGAGCAGCGGCUGCUGGAACUCUUCCAGGAUGGCUUGCCGAUCCCGAAGGAGCUGCUUCCCCGAGUUGAUGCAGCAGAUUCACCAUCAAGGACCGGCAGCCCACUGAGAAGAGCCCUCUACCGUUUCCGUGGCCGUGGGGAUGCGAAAUUGGUCGAGCUGAUGCAGCAGGCGCUCGAGGCACAGUGGAUCUACGGCUAUCCGAGGGCGGCCCCGGGCUUCCCUCAGCUCACGCACGGGACCUACCAGUAUAUCUCGGGCAUGCAGCCCAUGACAGUGCGCCUUAUGUUGGACGCCGUUCCGGGGGCCCAGACGAUCUUAGAUCCCUUUUGCGGCUCAGGCGCCUUGUGCAGACUUGUCCCUACACAGUGCACACCGCAAUCCGUACAUGCUGCAAGUGAUAGGUUCCUCAUGAUUAAUAUUAUUAGUAUCAUUGUGAUUAGUAUUUGUCUUGCUCAUUGUUUCAUUAUCGAAGUAAUGUAA